Chelmon rostratus (copperband butterflyfish) is the source of this 2593-nucleotide messenger RNA. RefSeq names its product methyltransferase like 24 (gene mettl24). The record is from RefSeq and is a predicted model, not a curated record. The transcript is spliced from 5 exons. The coding region runs from base 408 to 1517 and encodes 369 amino acids. NCBI's taxonomy places the organism in Eukaryota, Metazoa, Chordata, Actinopteri, Chaetodontiformes, Chaetodontidae.
ACACACACACACACACACGCACACACAGAGUAGCAUGCACAAAGUCAUUCGAGUUGAGAUGCAAGCACACACGUGUGUAGCUUUACGAACAGCGGCGUUCUUGACAUGUUCGUGGCUCAUUAACUCGGGUGUCUUGGUCUAAUGGUGGACUUUGGACCUCAGAGAAGAGAAGAGAAGAGAAGAGAAGAGAAGAGAAGAGAAGAGAAGAGAAGAGAAGAGAAAAGAAGAGAAGAGAAGAGAAGAGAAGAGAAGAGAAGAGAAGAGAAGAGAAGAGAAGAGGACAACUCUUUGGCAAGUAGGAGAAGAAGAAUGGGAUAGAAAAAGCAAAGGGCAAACCAACACUUAGUAGCUGAGGAGAUGGACUGAGGCGAGCCAGAGGGACAGAGAGGGCAAAACAGUGGCCGGACAUGGGCAGAGAGCGACUCACCCGGGGACUGCUGCUGCGUUUGGCCGUCCUGCUCACUGCCGUGUGCGUGUGCAUUCAUGUUUACCUGGAGACGGCUUGGCGGGGAGCACCUGCAGCCCCGGCGCCAGGACGUCCCACCAAGCCCAGUCAGAGCUGGGGCCGGCAGAGCAGGACCAAGCAGGUCUCUGCAGGAGCAGAGGGGCAGGACAGGAGCAUUAAAAGGAGAAUUUCCUAUGUUCGAACGCUAAAGAAGGAUGGCCCAGCUAGGAAGAGGGAUGAGGACAGAGAGGACCCCUCGCCGCCAUGCUGCCCACCUCCCCACCCACGCAGAAAGACCACUCGGUGGCAUAUAGACUUGGAGCCCUGGGCCAGUGACAGUCAUUCUCUGGAGGAUGAAGCUAAAAGAUUCCUCAACUACAUCACAACACCGCAAGUGUCGUGUGCAUCGUUGGCGGGCGUGGAAGCUGCUCACCAGGGGGCCAAGGGUGCCUGGGCUGCGUGUCUGGACCCCGACUACAGCCUGGCCCACAGAAUACAAAGCAAACACUGCAGGGUUUACUCUUUCGGGCUGGGUGUGGAUGAUCGGUCCCUGGAGCAUUUUCUCACAAGUGCGGGAUGUGAGGUCCACUGCUUUGAUCCCAGUCUGAAGCAGCCUCACCUGCAGCAGGACGAAAUGUGGCUCCAUCGGCUGUCUGUCGACUGGCGGGAUCCCAACCCGGCCAUCGUCGCCCAGCGUCAGUACGCCAACACCAAGAAGCUGGCCACCAUCCUUAAUGACUUUGGGCACAGACAGGUGGAUGUACUGAAGGCGGAUAUGGAGAGCGCGGAGUGGAAGAUUCUGGAGAAUUUGAUCCUGGAAGGAGUUCUGGACUCAGUGGGUCAGCUGCUGUUGGAGGUUCACCUGCACUGGGCGGGCUUUGAGGUGGGCGGCGAUGACCCGUCCGUGGUGCGGUACUGGUUCAGCCUGCUCAAGGAGCUCGAACGCGCCAACUUGCGCCUCUUCCAUGUCCACAGCGACCCCGCCAAACCUCACCUCUUCCUGCAUAAGAACGUCCUCAACGCCAGCAGUGCUUACACCCUGAGCUGGGUGAACACAGAGUGGAAGCCUUGAGGGGCGCCGGGCUGUAAUCUCGGCCUGAACGGCCUCUGAAUGAAAAUGCACAAGUUUGUGUAACGUGGAGUUUUAAGCCUCAGCACAAAUUCCUGCUGGAGCACGGCUGUUCCCAACAGCUCUUAUCUGGCCUGACCUUUUUGCAAAGCUACAAUCUCUCCUCCUCCUGCUCUUCCUCCUCUAGCCUGUAAUGACCUCAGCCGUGUAGAAGGGCAGAGUAAUUGCCUCCAGAGGCUCUCUAUGUCCUACCUCAUAGUGGCUGUGUUGCUGACUGCAGGUCAGCCUCUGAGUCACAGUCACCCCUGUCAUCGUGGCUCUAUCUGCGCUUGGCCCACAGCCAAAUAUUAGACAACCUUUCCAGAUUACAACAGGCCUGCACUGGCCCAGAGACCACAGUCAAAGAGAACACGAGUUAAAGGAACUGGAUACGCGGUGUUAAAGGGGGUAGGGUAGAUGAAAGAUCCUGCCUCACUCACAGUUAAGUGGAUAUUUGUGGGAGGCCGUUGGAGCUGCUCACACAGAAAGACAGAGAAAAUGAGCAGAGGAACGUCGGUAAUAAAGGUGCAAAGAUGGGAUCUGCUCCGGAGGCGGAAAAUGAAUGCAGACAAGAUGAACAGACACUUCCCUGCUGUUGAACCCUGAUAUGACUGCGCCUAGAACACAAAACGCCACAAUUACGUGAAGAAUGUCAACAGCAGUGUCUCUAUAUUUCUUCUGUGUGUGUUUGUUGGUUAUUUGAAUGAGGGUGUGUGGGAGAGUGCGUGAGAAAAAAUAAAACACAAAAAGUUUCCUGGGUUAUAAUAGAAAACAACAAUCGAGAUCCACACAAAGAAGCAUUUUUGUAUAACUCACUUCUUUUUCUCCUUCAGUCUGUCUCUGGUGUUCAAUUGGCUCUACUCCAUUAUCUCCGCUGCACCAGAACUUCAUCAACAAACUUAAAAAAACAUAAUCCACAUUCAAAAAUUACCCGAUGAAUGUCAUUUGCCAAAUCUUUUGAUGCGGUUUAAUAAGGAGCGGAAACAAAGGAUUGUCUGCUCCUCGUGAUUUCGUGUCGAAUAAAAACAUUUCUUCCAAGG